Molecule: messenger RNA, 1674 nt
Organism: Macrobrachium nipponense
Lineage: Eukaryota; Metazoa; Arthropoda; Malacostraca; Decapoda; Palaemonidae
Exons: 9
Coding region: 1-1155 (384 amino acids)
Source: RefSeq, a predicted model, not a curated record
AUGGGGAGUGAUGAUACUAAAACCCACAAUGAUAAUACGGGAAAUAACUGCGGUGAUGUUAAACAGGAUAUUGAUUUUGGAGGGUGUGACAAUGGCGUUAUGGGUGGUGAUACUGAUACUGACACUGAUAUUAUUACUUAUACUAACAAUGGGGUCUUGUGCCCAAGAGACACUGAAUUUACGCGGAUGCCAUUCAGUUUAUCGGGUAGUCCAAUGACCUUUACCAGGAUGGUAAACACAGUUUUGAAUGGGUUAUUGAGUGAAAAUAUUUUUGUGUACAUGGAUGAUAUAGUAACUGCAACAGAAUCGAUGGGGCAACACUUGGAAGUGCUUAAGGAAGUACUUAGGAGACUUAGGGACCUAGAAAAAUCUGACGACAGACUCAACAGAGACGAUUUGUGUCGUGCUGAGAGGUGUGGUAUAUGUAAAAGACCUGCAACACCUCUUCAAUCACAAUCAGUAAUAAACGGAACCAACCUGGAGGAUCCACAAGGACUUGAUACGAGAUAUGUCUCCUUAUCAAGUGGAGCAGAGGUUCAGUGGCAAAUGAUGACGUUACCUCUCAAAGAUCAUGAGCUGCAAAACGCCACUCCUGGGGAAGAAGUCCUUCUUGACCUUCCCGAGGAAGACGAAGUGUGGGUGGCUCUCUGGAACAAACUUGGCCGAGAAGUCGGAACUGAACUCAGCUUGUUCCACGAGCUGGAAAAACACCGACAUCUCAACAUAAAUGCAUCAAAAGAUUGGUCAAUUAUCUGCAUAAAUAAAGUGCGGAUCCUUUAUGGAAAUGAUGUUCACCCUGUAUAUAACAAAAGCCUGAACGGAAGGCGGUUGCAGAUGAAAAGCGACGGCGAAAUUCACUUCCAAGUGUUCCCCGUUCCUUUGAAGUCAACAGAUGCAGCCCCUCCGCCAGCCACAUUCCUCAUCGCCAUAGCAGUCGUAGCAACCUCUGUGGUCAUUCUGGGAACUUUCUUUGGAUGCAGGUUCUUCUGGAAGAAGAGAAAUGCAGGACCGACUGAAGGUGCAACAGCUGCAAUGUCCACCAUCAACAACCCCAGCUCCGCCGAUGAAGGAUUAGUACCAACGGCAGAACACUUCGGAGAAAGUUCAUUUCACGUCAGUGAAAACAUGCUUUAUGGCUUUGUCAUCCGCAGAUGAUUCAGCAGUCAGGAACAGAAGCAUGACAUCAUUAUUGGGGGGAAGUUGGAGGUGUUUGGUUUGUGUAGUAUGUCCUGUUUCAGAAACAAUGAUUAAACUGCAAUAGAUUUUUUAUCGUAGGAAACCAUUUUCUAAAUAAAAGGUAUAUGCUUCUAUGAAAGUCAAUACUAUUUAAAAAAAAUAAACCACUAGUUUUUGUUAUAGAACAUUUUACUCAGAUUGUGGAGAAAUGAUUUAUGAUCAAUAAAUGACGAUGGCUAAAUACCACUGGUUUGUUAAGAAGGGCUCAAAAGGAACGGUCUCCUUAUGGUAAUCAAUUUGUAAUGAGAACCUUUUUCUUGGCAGUUGUCAUUCAUAAUUUGCUGACUGAAAAUGACAUUAUAUUGCCUGCAUUGAAGCUUUUGUUUAUUUGCUUUAUUUACUUAAAGACUUUUGAAAGUUUGAAUGUACUUUGAAGACUCCAGAAGGGCAUCCUUCUGUUUAGCUGAUAUUAAAUCACUGGGUCCUUCUAGUUUGUCU